Molecule: messenger RNA, 1869 nt
Organism: Rhododendron vialii
Lineage: Eukaryota; Viridiplantae; Streptophyta; Magnoliopsida; Ericales; Ericaceae
Exons: 6
Coding region: 1-1869 (622 amino acids)
Source: RefSeq, a predicted model, not a curated record
AUGGGGUGUGACAACAAGCGUCGAAGAAUUCCAUAUUGUCAGUUAUCACAAGAAGAAAAGGACAGAAUAAAUGCCCGAAGGAGAGCUUUAUAUGCCGAAAAAAAUCCCAAAGAGAGAAUAGGCUUUUCCCAGUUGAGAUACAAGAACAAGUAUAUUACGCUUCCUGGUUCUUCUGUUAUACCAUCAAGUUCAAGACACCAUGAUGAAUGUAUGCUCGAUGACAUCUCCAUAGGAGGUGAGGUUUGCCUUUACCCAAUUACUAUUCCAGUCGAGCUUCAACAGUUAUAUUCUGGUUUAAGGGCAGACUCAUCCCACUUCCUCCAAGCACAAGGACAGAUCUAUCAUUUCAUUGAUAGUCUUUAUCCUUCUGAGGAAAUGCCAUUGUAUCUCCAGCUAUAUUUCUAUGAUACACAAAAAGAAAUACAACUUAGAAAAGGUGAUAAAGAUAAAUUGCAGCCACAUAUUAUCUCAGGUCUGAUUAAUACGUUAAGGGCUAAUCCAUAUUCUCAGUUUUUCCGGAGUCUUUCUGAUUUGCCAAAUAUCGAUGAAUGUCAAAUUAUAUUAAAAACAAAUCCUAGAGCAGAAGACUCCACUACUUUACCACCGACUGUAUCGCAAGUAGCUGCUAUCUGGAUAGAGGAUGAAGGUGCCACACAAUUACAAGAACGUGACAUAAUUGUUCGCAAACAAGAAGAUGGUCAUAGUCAGAAAAUCAGUUAUUACUAUGGCUGUUAUGAUCCUCUCCAGUAUCCACUUCUGUUCCCAUCUGGUGAGCCCGGAUGGCAUCAAGGAAUCAAGAAAGUUAAGGCAUCAAAUACCAUGAAAUUUUGCUCAGGGCAAGGCAAAGUACUGCCAAACCAAUCAGCAACAGCAGAGGAGUUAAUAGAUAUGUAUGUUAAAAUUGAGACAUCAAGGUUGGAUUAUUUCAGAAAUAAACAAGAGGAGAUUCGAGCCGAUUUAUAUCAAGGAAUUGUUGAUAGCAUUAGUCAAGGGGAAUCUGAUCCUUCUAAGAUAGGCAAACGAAUUGUGCUCCCAGGUUCAUUCAUAGGAGGACCAAGGGACAUGCGCAAGCGGUACCUAAAUGCAAUGACUUUAGUAGAAAGGUACGGCCAACCUGAUCUCUUUCUUACAAUGACAUGCAAUCCAAAUUGGCAAGAGAUUAAGAAUGAAAUGAAGCCACAUAAAGAAGCUCAAAACAGACCUGACUUACUAUCAAGAGUGUUCAGGAGUAAAUUGGAACAUUUGCAAAAAGAGAUAGUAAAGAAUCAGCUGUUUGGUCCUAUUGCUGCAUAUACAUUUGUAGUUGAAUUUCAAAAGAGAGGUCUUCCACAUGUUCAUAUGCUGCUGAUACUGAAAAAGCUGUUCAAGCUCAACAUAGUUGCGAAGAUUGAUGCAUUCAUCUCAGCUGAAAUACCAGAUAAAGAGAAGUACCCAUAUUUAUAUGCGAUGGUUCUAAAGCAUAUGAUGCAUGGGCCGUAUGGAGAGCUAGAUAUCACUAAGGUCUGCAUGCAGAAAGGGAAGUGUAAGAACAACUAUCCAAGAAGCUUCUGUGCAGAAACAACUAUUGAUGCAGAUGGUUAUCCAAUAUAUAAAAGGCAAGCAACUGGUGAACAAGUUCAGAUUCGAGGCCAUAUGCUUGAUAAUAGGUGGGUUGUUCCGUACAAUCCUUAUUUAUUGGCUACAUUUGACUAUCAUAUUAAUGUCGAGGUUUGCUUUAAUAUUAAAGCAGUCAAACAUCUACACAAAUACAUAUAUAAGGGGCACGACAAGAUUAUUUACCGCCUAGCUACUUCAAAAUUCCCAGAGAACAUUGAUGAGAUCCAGCAAUUUCAAACCGCAAGAUGGAUAUUGCCACCUGAAGCAGUUUAG